AUGCUUUCGCUGCCCGACUCGCCGCCGCAGCUCCCGGGCGCCGGAGCCUGGGGCUCUCUGUACGAUGUCCAAGAACCCGUGAAGCCUCAUCAAGUAGUUCUGGUCCCCGCGGCCGCCACGUUCAAGAAGACAACGUACGGUGGCCGGAAGAAGAACCUGGAGACGUGCACCGAGGCGCUCGGGUGCGAGACCGGCGCCGUCGACGCUAUUCCGGCCGGUAACGUUGCGGACGGUGGCGACGCUUGCGUCGAGGCCGAGUGCGCGGAGAGGAAGAGGCCCGCCAGGGAGGAAGAGGAGGAGGCGAUGGAGGGGAGGGCACGCCGGUCGGGGCGCCGCCCGCUGCCUCCGCCGCUGACGACGCUGGCGCGGGGCGCGAGCCGCGUGCGGAUGGUCCACGAGCGGCGCGACGGGCGCCUGGAGGUGUACGCGGUGCGGACGCCCGGGGUGGUGGAAGCCGAGCGGAGCGGCGGGCGCCUCCGCAUGCGCCUCCUCCCCCUCCCCUGCGAUGCCGUCAAUGCCGCGGCCGCGCGCCGCCGACAAGAACCGCAAGAACCAGAGGCCGAGAAGGAGAAGGCAAAAGAAGCCGAGGAGGAGGAGGCGCAGUACGGGGUCGCCAUGUACGUGCGCGGCGGCCGGUGCGUGGAGCGGGAAGGUGGCGCGGCGGCGGCAAGGCGCGGCAAGCAGUGGGAGCCGGAGCAGGCUGCCGCGUUCUGGGUCGCCACCUCCUGA
Molecule: messenger RNA, 729 nt
Organism: Phragmites australis (common reed)
Lineage: Eukaryota; Viridiplantae; Streptophyta; Magnoliopsida; Poales; Poaceae
Product: protein FANTASTIC FOUR 2-like
Exons: 1
Coding region: 1-729 (242 amino acids)
Source: RefSeq, a predicted model, not a curated record